This is a messenger RNA of Trichoderma breve, 456 nucleotides long. RefSeq lists its product as uncharacterized. The transcript has 2 exons. Lineage: Eukaryota; Fungi; Ascomycota; Sordariomycetes; Hypocreales; Hypocreaceae. Bases 1 to 456 code for a protein of 151 amino acids. The record is from RefSeq and is a predicted model, not a curated record.
AUGUCAGCACAAGAAUACUACAACAGCGCCCCUAGCAGCGAUGGUAAUACGUCGCAACCACCUCAGUACUAUGGUCAACAGCAAUAUAACAUGAAUGGAAACUACCCACAGCAAGGUAGCACUCCUCAGCAGGGCUACGAUGCUAACAAUUGUCCACCCGCCAAUCUAAAUGGCCAGCCCCAAUACGACCAAAAUAGGGAUCACAACGUUCCAUUCACGCAGCAAUUCCCUCUUGGCACGGCUCCAGGUUCCGAGGAGGCCAAUGGCGAGCGAGGUCUUGGCGCUACUGUCGUUGGUGGUGGCAUCGGAGCUUUUGCGGCCAAGAAAUCUGGUGGUGGGUUGCUUGGCGCCAUUGGUGGUGCGGCAGCGGGUGCUAUCGGCGCGAAUAUGCUCGAACAUGCCUACAAGUACGUCGUUUUGCAUCAUCUCCUUGAUAUCCCGAUUUCUGCUCUCUAG